Molecule: messenger RNA, 1972 nt
Organism: Megalobrama amblycephala (Wuchang bream)
Lineage: Eukaryota; Metazoa; Chordata; Actinopteri; Cypriniformes; Xenocyprididae
Gene: kazald3
Product: Kazal-type serine peptidase inhibitor domain 3
Exons: 4
Coding region: 310-1206 (298 amino acids)
Biological process (GO): regulation of cell growth; regulation of signal transduction
Cellular component (GO): extracellular region
Molecular function (GO): insulin-like growth factor binding
Source: RefSeq, a predicted model, not a curated record
GUGGUCGUUAGCUUUCGCCCGCUGUAAAUACACUCCUUUAAACUCAAUGUAUCGUUUCGUAAACUUCUAAUAAACCACAAAAAUUCACCAUGAUUUUUCCCCCUGCAUCGCUGGCAUCCAAUAGGACGAAGCUGUAAGUUCGCGGUAGUGGGGGAGGAUAGCUGUGUUUAUUUUCUUUCAGCCACAGAUGGUUUCAGAGGCUGUGAGACAGAGGUAGAGGAGAACGACAGUCGGGGAUGAAGCCGCAGCUUUGGGGGAAAGUUGCAUUUAUUGCAUGUAUAGCUGGGGCACGAGACAUAAACUCUCACGAUGUUAUUGAACAUAGUUAUGUUUGCUGUUUUGGUUCUGAGCGUCAGACCUGGAGAAGGUUUCCCCAAUUACAAAGAUGACUACAUGGACGAGGACUUGGCCACUUUCGACUAUUACAAAGGGACGGAUGUGUUUGAUGAGGGGAACAGGACGCAGGAGUGUGAGGAGUGUGUGCCGGAGCUGUGCCCGCUCGCGCAGGGCUGUAGAGCAGGGCUGGUGCAGGACAGCUGCGGCUGCUGCUUUCAAUGCGCCAACCUGGAGGGACAGACCUGUGAUCUCGGCCAGAGAAAUGUCUAUUAUGGAUUGUGUGGAGAGGACAUGGAGUGCAAACUGGACAGGUCGGAUGGAGUAGACGGAGAGGAGCCAGAAGCUCAGUGUGUGUGUUUGUCUCAGAAACCUCUGUGUGGCUCAGACGGACAGACCUACAUGAAUCUCUGCAAAUAUAAAGAAGCGGCUUAUUCAAAGCCUGGACUCAAUGUGAGCGACGGGCCGUGCAGGACAGUCCCCGUCAUCAAAGUGCCACCACAUAAUCUGGUAAAUGUAACAGGCAGCAGUAUAGCAUUUCUCUGCGAGGUGUUUGCAUUUCCCAUGGCACUAGUGGAAUGGAGGAAAGAUGGAAAAGAGGUCAUUUUACCGGGCGAUGAUCCUCACAUAUCUGUUCAGUCACGAGGUGGCCCUCAAAAGUAUGAACUUUCCAGUUGGCUGCAGAUCGAAGAGGCCAGUCAGACGGAUUCUGGAACAUACAGGUGCAUUGCUCGAAAUGAGCUUGGGCAAGUCUCAGCCACAGCAAUUUUAGGAGUCCUGCCACCAGAUGAGAUGUCUGUCUAUUUGGAACAAAACAUGAAUGAAAUGAGGGGCUAUGACCAAUUACAAGACUAUGACAGGGAUUAUUACUAAACUUCAGAUUCCAAGACCCUCAAGAAAAACAAUGUUUUUUUUAUUCAUAGACAUUAAAUUUGAGACAUGGCAAGAAGACACUCAGGCUGUAAAUGAAGUAAAAACAUCCCCCCCAGAGCUUUUUCUGGAUAAUCAUAAAAUAACAUGGAAGUGGCGGGGAAGAAGCUUCAAUAAAUUCCCAAUGGCACAGGCCUCUAAAUUUAAUGAAAAACACACAAUGAGAUGAAUGGAGCAGUUUGGGAGCUGCUAGAAGCUCUAAAAUUAAGUACAGAGAGUCAGAGAGUAGCUACUUGAGCUGAAUGCCUCUACAAAACAUGAAGAACUGUGAAAUCUGAAUGAGAACUGAACGAUUAUAUGACAAAUAUAUGCAUUUUAUGAUAAUUUCUUUUUAUAUUAUAAGUACAGUUAUGUAUUUUGACCAGUAGACUUCUAUGUGCCAGAUUUACUAAACGGGGCAAAUUAGUGUGAGAGCGCAAUUCCACAAAUGCGCCAAUAGUGGCAAGUUCUGUGCGUGAUCUACUGCUGACACGCAAAAUAAAGAACACAGAUACAGCCAAAUCAUUUACAUAAUGCCAAUGCAAUCUAACAAGAGCAGCGCAAAUUAGCGUUGGGUCGCAAAUAAGCAGAGCUGAUACUCUCAUCAGGUGCGGGUCGACUUGUUACAUGUAAUCUGACAAACUUGUACACACACACUCACACAUAUGUAAUAUCUUCCUCUGGCAUUCCAGAGAAAUUAAUAUGAGUGGAAAAUAUUUUCUCCCUUCUA